Jatropha curcas is the source of this 1116-nucleotide messenger RNA. RefSeq names its product serine/arginine-rich splicing factor SR45a. The record is from RefSeq and is a predicted model, not a curated record. Gene Ontology annotation, molecular function: RNA binding. Lineage: Eukaryota; Viridiplantae; Streptophyta; Magnoliopsida; Malpighiales; Euphorbiaceae.
UUAAUAAUGCCUCGCUCUCGUCAAAGCCUCUCUAGCAGAGAGAGGCAUUAGCCAUAACAGUAUCCUGGUCAGGGCUAUCUGAGUUGACUCAGCGGAAUCGGCUCUGAAGAUACCAAAGCUUUUCUCUUCUUCGAAUUUAGAUUCUUAUCAGAUUUGAAUUGGUUGGGCAGCAGAGAUGUCAUACUCAAGGGAAGGAAGAUCUGCUUCCCCGCGCACCUCAAUUUUGCCGAGUAAAGGCCGUCGGUCAAGGUCAUUGUCAAGGUCUCGUCGUAGCCGGUCCAGGAGUCGUGAUUCUGUUGAAGCAGCAAAUCCUGGAAAUAACUUGUACGUAACUGGGUUAUCUACUAGGGUUACAACCAGUGACCUUGAGAAGUACUUUGGCAAAGAAGGGAAGGUUUUGGAGUGCCAUCUGGUGACAGACCCUCGCACCAGAGAAUCUCGUGGAUUUGCUUUUGUUACAAUGGAAACAGUUGAGGAUGCUGAACGCUGUAUAAAGUAUUUGAAUCGUUCAGUGCUUGAAGGACGACUAAUCACUGUGGAAAAGGCGAAAAGGAGUCGUGGCAGGACACCAACUCCUGGCAGGUAUCAAGGUCUGAGAGAGAAACGAGGACGUGGCCGCAGACGUUCCCAUAGCUACUCACCACGCAGGUGGGAUGAUAGAGACAGAGACUAUCAUGCAAGGGACCGGCGUGUAAGAUCACGUUCUCCGUACAGUAGGAGGGGGGAUGAUUAUGAUUCAUAUAGAAAGCACAGGGAUCGCUCACUAUCAGCUGAGCGCGGGUACCGUAGAUAGAGCAAGAAUUGGAGUACUCAUCUCCUUUUCCCUCUUGCCCAUCAAACUUGAUGUGGAUUCCUUGUGGAAUCAUGUUGACAAUGUCAUAUCAUCUGUUGUUCCCUGGUUUGUAUCUUAUCUUCAUAUACCCUCUUAUUUAACAGGUAAUUUAUAUUGUAGGGUUUAAUCUGAUAAUAUCUUCUGCCAUGCUAUUGGUGAGGCCUUUGCACUGGCGGAACCACUGUCGUCUUUGCUAAUUUUGAUGACAACUAUUGUUGAACUGUGUUAGACUAUAUAUAUACGUACAUAUAUAUGAUAUAUAAAGUACAGUAUUUGAUUGGAAA